AUGGCUCGAACUGCGGCGGGAACGCCGUGGUUGCUGCUCGUUGUCUGCCUCGCCGCCGCCGCCACCGCCGGCGCGCAGCCGGACAGCAUGGGUUUCAUCAGCAUCGACUGUGGCCUCCCGGGGCCGGCGAGCUCCGUGGACGACACCACCAAGCUGCCGUAUUCCCCGGACGCCGCCUUCACGGACGCCGGCGCCAGCGGCAACAUCUCGGCGCAGUACGUCACGCAGCAGCUCGGCAAGCGCUUCCUCAGCGUGCGCAGCUUCCCGGACGGGGCGCGCAACUGCUACACCCUCCGGCCCCUCGUCGCGGGGCUCAAGCACCUCCUCCGCGCCGAGUUCAUGUACGGCAACUACGACGGCCUCGGCCGCCCGCCGGCCUUCGACCUCUACGUCGGCGUCAACUUCUGGACGGCGGUGAACGUCUCGAGCCCGGACGCCGAGACGGCUGCGGAGGCCGUCGUCGUGGUCCCCGGCGACUCCCUGCAGGUCUGCCUGGUGAACACCGGCUCCGGGACGCCCUUCAUCUCCGCGCUGGAGCUGAGGCCGCUCAAGAGCUCCGUCUACCCGCAGGCGAACGCGACGCAGGGCCUGGUCGCGCUCGCCAGGGUCAACUUCGCCCCGACGGUGGCCACGGACGUCGUCAGGUACCCGGAUGAUCCGUACGACAGGGUGUGGCUCCCUUGGCUCGACGCCACCGUCUGGGACACGGUGUCGACGGCGAAGAGGGUGCUGAACGUGGAGGCCGACCUCUUCGAGGCGCCGUCGAAGGUGAUGCAGACGGCGAUCACGCCGCGCGGUGGCAACACCUCCGAUCGGAUCAAGUUCUCCUGGUCGUCCAGGCCGCAGCCCAGGGACCCGGCGCCGAGGUACAUCCUCGUCCUGUACUUCUCGGAGCUUCAGCCUCUCCCCGGCGGCUCGGCGCGCCAGUUCUACAUCAACAUCAACGGCGAGCUGUGGUACCCGGGUGGUUUCACGCCGUCCUACCUGGUCACCAGCCAAAUCUACAGCAUCAGCCCCAUGUGGGGCUCCGACCAGUACAACGUCUCCCUCAACGCCACCGCCAACUCGACGCUGCCGCCGAUCAUCAACGCCGUCGAGGUCUUCUCCGUCAUCCCUACCACCAAUCUCGGCACAGACGCCAAGGACGUAUCUGCAAUCGCUGCAAUCAAGAUGAAGUACCGCGUGCAAAAGAACUGGAUGGGCGACCCGUGUAGUCCCAAGACUCUGGCGUGGGACGGGUUGACAUGCAGCUACGCCAUAUCCAGUCCUCCAAGAAUCACCGGCGUAAACAUAUCCUUCAGUGGACUGGAUGGCGAUAUAUCGUCUUCUUUUGCAACUCUCAAGGCCGUCCAAUAUUUGGAUCUAUCACACAACAGCUUGACAGGUUCAAUUCCUGAUGCUCUUUCACAGUUACCUUCACUAACAGUUCUAGAUUUGACAGGUAACCAGCUGAGUGGAUCGAUUCCUCCUGGACUUCUCAAAAGAAUUCAAGAUGGCUCCCUAAAUCUACGAUAUGGCAAUAAUCCAAAUCUGUGCACCGCCAAUACAUGUCAGACGACAAAAGGGAAGAGCAAGCUUGCCGUCUACAUUGCCAUCCCUGUAGCUCUCGCGGUGGUGAUAGGACUAGUGGUAGCACUGUUCUGCCUCUUGAGACGAAAGAAGCAAGGAUCAACGAGGAACACCGUCAAGCCACAAAACGAGAUGCCGGAUGCGCCACCGCAACCAGAUAGCGAGUAUAUGUACUCGCAGAGCUCGCUGCAGCUUGAGAAUCGCCGGUUCACGUACAAGGAGCUGGAGAUGAUCACUAACAACUUUCAGCGUGUGCUCGGCCGAGGAGGGUUCGGGAAAGUCUACGAUGGCUUCUUGGAGGAUGGCACUCAAGUGGCAGUCAAACUACGGUCUCAGUCUUCCACUCAGGGCGUUAAGGAGUUUCUCUCAGAGGCUCAGAUCCUAACACGUAUUCAUCACAAGAAUCUCGUGUCCAUGAUCGGUUACUGCAAGGAUGGGCAGUACACGGCACUUGUCUACGAGUACAUGUCCGAAGGCACCCUACGAGAGCAGAUUGCAGGAAGUGGCCGCAGUGGGAGAUGCUUAACCUGGAUGCAGAGGCUUCAAAUUGCACAUGACUCGGCUCAAGGGCUAAACUAUCUGCACAAGAGCUGCAACCCACCUCUUAUCCAUAGGGAUGUGAAGGCGACUAACAUCCUAUUGAAUGCAAAGCUGGAGGCCAAGAUUGCUGAUUUCGGCUUGUCCAAGGUUUUCAAUCAUGACAACCACGAUCAUGUAUCCACAAAUACUUUUGUUGGUACACCUGGAUACGUUGAUCCAGAGUACCAGGCAACUAUGCAGCCCACAACCAAGAGUGAUGUUUACAGCUUCGGUGUCGUGCUGCUGGAGCUGGUCACAGGGAGGCAGGCUAUCCUGUCGGACCCGGAGCCUACUAGUAUCGUUCAUUGGGUGCGGCGGCGCUUGGCAUGGGGCAACAUUGACGAUGUUGUGGACACCCAAAUGCGCGGCGAGUACGACGUCAACAGUGUGUGGAAGGCCGUGGACAUUGCGCUCAAGUGCACCGCGCAUGCCUCGGUGCAGCGACCUACAAUGACCGAUGUGGUGGUGCAGCUACAGGAAUGUCUUGAGCUUGAGGAGGGGCACAGCACAAGGGGCAGCUUCUACACCGGCAGCAGUAGCAACCCCAACUUUGGUUACGAUAACAAUACAACAGAGUGCCAGUCCAAUGAUGUGAGCCAGACCAGCACUGCUUUUGAGAUGGAGCAUAAUUUUGGGAAGGUGUCAAGAAUGGGCAGAGGCCCCGUUGCACGAUAAGGUUCUUCUUUAAUUUUUCAAUGAUGUUUUUCACCAAAGAAAGUUCAUAUGUAUCAAAAAUUAGUUACUGUGUGCAGUUUUACCCUACAAGGAAAAACAAGUGUAUGCUCUUUUUUAAAAUUUUUUUUGGCAAGGUCCAAUUUUAUGUAUUCCUAUAUGGAAGGAAUUAAGGUAAUAUUAUUC
Molecule: messenger RNA, 3006 nt
Organism: Panicum hallii
Lineage: Eukaryota; Viridiplantae; Streptophyta; Magnoliopsida; Poales; Poaceae
Product: putative leucine-rich repeat receptor-like serine/threonine-protein kinase At2g19230
Exons: 12
Coding region: 1-2823 (940 amino acids)
Biological process (GO): protein phosphorylation
Molecular function (GO): protein binding; ATP binding; protein kinase activity
Source: RefSeq, a predicted model, not a curated record